Acromyrmex echinatior (Panamanian leafcutter ant) is the source of this 452-nucleotide messenger RNA. RefSeq names its product 4-vinylanisole receptor-like. The record is from RefSeq and is a predicted model, not a curated record. Gene Ontology annotation, cellular component: plasma membrane. Gene Ontology annotation, biological process: detection of chemical stimulus involved in sensory perception of smell; sensory perception of smell. NCBI's taxonomy places the organism in Eukaryota, Metazoa, Arthropoda, Insecta, Hymenoptera, Formicidae. Gene Ontology annotation, molecular function: odorant binding; olfactory receptor activity.
UUCUUUCUUAUUUAUUAAAAAUCUCAAAGAUAUGCAUAUACAAUAAAUAAUAUGUUUGCGAAAAUAAUUGGUCUCCAGUUUGCAGUAAGCAUGUUAGUGGUAUGCUCAAAUUUAUAUCGAAUAGCAAUGGCGACAGAUUAUGUGACAUUCAUUUCAUUGAUAUUGUAUACGGGAGCCAUAUUGACACAAAUUUUCAUCUAUUGUUGGUUUGGAAACGAAGUUAAAGCAAAAAGCCUUCAGUUGAUGAAUAAUAUUUAUAAUAUACAAUGGCUGUCACUUAGUAAUAGCAGCAAAAAAGGUCUCUUAAUAGUCAUGAGACGCGCAAUGAAUCCUAUCGAAUUUAGUAGUGCGUAUAUAAUCACGAUGAAUCUUGAGUCAUUUGUAGCUUUACUUAAAAUGUCAUACUCGGCUUUCAACUUGUUGCAUCAAACACAAGAUUAAUAACAAAUGAA